Messenger RNA from Cyprinodon tularosa, 383 nucleotides. RefSeq names its product defective in tip formation protein A-like. The transcript is spliced from 3 exons. The record is from RefSeq and is a predicted model, not a curated record. Lineage: Eukaryota; Metazoa; Chordata; Actinopteri; Cyprinodontiformes; Cyprinodontidae. Bases 5 to 304 code for a protein of 99 amino acids.
UGCCAUGCCCACUACUUUCCCGGCCACCACUGUCACCCCCACCACUGUUAUGCCAACUACCAUUACAUCCACAACUGUUGCCACGUCCACCGUCCCUUUGACAACUUUAAAUCCUCCUCCAAAAACAUCUCAUCUUACUGUUGUGAGACUGAAGAUCUCGACUAAACUGUCACUGAAAGAUGAUCAGGACAAAAUUGUAAAAGCGCUCAAAAAAGAACUGAUUAAACAAGGGCUGCCACCUGAUAUAAAAAUACGCCUGCUGAGCAAUGGUUCACUUGAAGUUAGUAAAACUGCUGACCACUAGUGACUGAUUGUGAGAUAAUUUUGAUCCCUGCAGGAAAACAUCAAUGUUAUUUGUUUUUUAUUUUUAUUUUGUUACACUU